GAACAGAAUUACAGGCUUCCGCUUAUGAACAGAAGGAAGGGUCACUGAAGAAAUAUCGAAAAUGUCUGCGUCAGAAACAGGUGUCCACCGUGCGGAAAUAGAGGAAAUCAUUGCAAAAGCGAAGCUUGCAGAACAGUCUGAACGGUAUGAUGAUAUGGCGGCGGAGAUGAAGAGGAGGGUAGAAUUAGAGAUACCCCUCUCGAACGAGGAAAGGAAUCUACUUUCUGUCGCCUACAAAAAUGUCGUGGGUUGUCGACGAUCCAGUUGGAGGGUUAUCUGUAGUAUCGAAAAGAAAAAAGAUGGUUCAGACAAGAGUUGUAUUGUUUCGGAAUAUAAGGGGAGAAUUACCAAGGAGCUGAUAGAUAUUUGCAAUGAAGUAUUGAAAUUGCUCCACGAUACACUUAUACCUAACGUUGAACCUUCAAAGGGAAAUGGCGAAAAAAAGGUUGCACUAUCAGAGGACUGUAAAAGGGAUAAGAAAGAAGAUGACGAAAAGACAGAAAGUUAUGUUUUCUACCUGAAAAUGGAGGGAGACUAUUACCGGUACCUAGCAGAGGUUCAUGAGCAAGGAUGUGUAGCGACAAAAGAAAACAUCGUUACAAAUUCAAAACUGGCCUAUCAAAAGGCCUUUGAGAGUGCGUGUGGUUACAUGCAGCCAACACAUCCAAUUCGACUAGGACUCUCACUGAAUUACUCAGUGUUUUUUUAUGAAAUUGAUAGUAACCCAGAGGAGGCAUGCAAAACAGCUAAGAAGGCAUUUGAUGAAGCUAUUGCUGAAUUGGACACAUUAAGUGAGGAUUCCUAUAAAGACAGUACAUUGAUAAUGCAGUUAUUGCGAGAUAAUCUCACAUUGUGGACAUCUGACAAUCAGCAAGACGUGGAGGAAUCGGCCAACUGAUGGAGUGGCUUAGGCCAAAGACUCGAGUGAUUGGUCAUCCCUGUGUGAACUGACAGUCAUUCAUUAGUAUGAAUGAAAGACUAGAUAUAUGUUAUCUGGAGGAAAGGCUGUGCCAGGAUUUCACAUGCGGCCAUCAUAGUAUGAAGGAAGGAUGGCCAAUAUUUACAUCAAAUUCAUCAACUUUUUUGAUUUGCAUGUGACUUGUGGAAGAUUUCUUGAAACAAAACAAAGAAUAACUGCCUCGUUUUAAUACCAUGUUAUUAUUAUUAUGAAAUACUGCUAUUUCUAUGUUAGUUGAUAAAUACUAUAUAAUAGAGCAGACACGAGAUCAGUGUUGCUAAUACAUAACCAGUGGGCGGCUCUCAACAUAAAAGUGCAUGUGCAGCCAUAUCAUUCUUGGACCGUGUACCAUGUACCUGUGCAAGUGGAUGUAGUAUAUAUGUGAUCUGUAUGUGUGGCGCUUAUUUCGUUUUUCAUUGUUGCCAUGCUACCACAUGGAUUGUCAUGACAACCCCUUUCGCACUGUUCUAUUUGUGUAUGUAAGUGUUAUUCCUUACGUAAAACAACAUAAAGGCAGUAAUCUAGGUUGAUUGAUGUUCUUGGUGUUUAGUUUUUGUUUACAAGAUCUUGGUAGCAGUAAUUUUAUAUUUUGAUGAUCAAAUGAAACAAGAAUCAGCAAUUUGGCAAGUUUUUGGACAGAAAUGAAAUGAUUUAGGAAAGAAUAAUUAUCAAAAUUUUAUUGUUGAAACGGUCUACUUAGCAAUUCGAAUAUAGGAAAACAGAAGCUCUUCAAUAUGUAAGCGGUUUCUUGUGCAAAAUCUGUGACAUACAUAACAAUGGUACAAACUAAAAUGGUGAAGUACCUGUGAACAGGUUUAUGAACAACACCUUAAGAUGUUCCUGUUUUAGGAUUGACUUUACAGAACACCCAGUCACUGGAUUUCUGCCAUAGCAUUGAUUUAUUUUUUUGUCUGUAGUAAUUUCCUUAUCAACCUCUCAGAUUUAUAAUUAAUUAGUUGAAUGUAUCUCAAGUAUAUCAAAUUGGCUAUUUAUAUGUAUACUAUUGCUGUAGCGUUGUAUAAUCACAUAUGGGUGCAUACAGUUUUGAAAAGUAAUUCUAAUGUUAUUUCUGGUUAGUGUUUCAAUUUGUUAUUACAAUUGAAAAAAGUAGCUUGAUAUUGUAUAAAUGUUUUAAAAAAUCCUAUACCUAUCUCAUUCUUAGCAGAUCAAAACUUUGUCCUGCAUUUCAAGACAUAGAAAUUCCAGAUUUGGAGGAUACUUUCUGUGAGAAUAUGAUGAUCUUUCAAGGAGAAAAUGAUGUUGGUGGCAUUGAUGGUAUUUGCAUCAAAUCUGUAUGCACCACGAGUUUUUGCCAGUUUUGUAAGGUCAGUGCUUCAGACCCAGUUUCUAGUCAGCUGUCCUAUCAAACCACCGUAAAAUAAAACUAAAAGAGCAUUGCAAAAUUUGAACGGGUUCAUUUGUAUGUUUAUUGGUAUGUGACUUGUUGCCUCUAUGCCUCAAUCUGGACAACCGUUUAAAGUGUUUCUUGUGCUGUACGAGAUACUGGUUCUAAUGCACAAUUUCUUUCGGACAUUUAUAUUUUGACUUAAUCGCUCUGUUCUUUCAUCACAUUUUAAAACAUCAGAUGUCCAAUUGUAUUUCAAACCCAAAGUGUUGCGCAAGUGAUGGAUGUUAUUUAUCCCACACAAUGUAUUUAUUUCACCCAAUCCUAUCCCAGUAGGAAUACAUCAGCAUUGAACUGUUGUGUAUGCACUUUGGCAUAAAUGUGCAUAUUGCAGACAGUCUGCACUUGCUUACGUCCCGCUGACCUAAUGUAAAAACUGGACAGAACAUUGUAAUCAUGUUAUUGGAAAACUGCACAAGUGGGCUAGGACUUCUAAUACAUGUUACAUUAUCACUGUGUGAUGAAUGCUUCUUAUAUUACUAUUUUUCUUCCACAAUACACAUUUACGCGGGCAAGAGCAAGUCUUUGAUGAAGUAGAAGAGUAACAUACUCCAAUGUUAUUUGAAGUUCAUAAAUCAGUUGGCGUUGACGAGCAGUAAUCUAGUAACACAGGUACAUACAACCAGUCCACGCUCCUUGAGUGCUCCAUUUUUCAAGCUGUUCAGUAACAGGAUGGUAGAAAUAAAUUCAUGUAAAAUUUUAACGUUAAUUAAGUAGUGCUUACAAACAGGAAGUCAAAAAAAUCCUAAUUUUGUGCUUAACAUAGGAGUUACCAUGCCAAUAUAUUCCUCCAUCAAAUCUGAAUAUUUGUGGCCUUACAUAUUGAUGUUCUUCUGUUGUGCUUUAUUCCGCUGUUCCUCCAUCUUUUAAGAAGUGGUCAAUUGAGGUUUAACUGCUUCAAGAACAGGUUCCAUAAGAGACAUUGAGAACAUAAGCCUAUUGCAGACAUUUAGAGGUCUAGUGCUGUAACGUAAUGUAAUAGUGUAAUGAUUUUAAUUAUUUUUGUUUUAAUGUGCUUUUGAAAAAACAAAUCAUCCCCCAUGUUUUGAUGUUUCGUAUAUUACAUGUGAAAAUAUAUGUGUUUUACACACAUAAAUAUGACAGUUUAUAAAUAUCCAUGUGUGUGUACCUGUUCAGAUCCAGCUAUCUGGAUUUGUGCAUGCUCUUGUACCAACAAUAUUUACACCUUGAUUUUUUAUGUUUUCAUGAUCAUUUUCCACCUCUCUUUGGCCUAGCUGGAAAAGAAAAAAGAAAUAAGUUGAAAGAAAGAAAAAAAUAGGACACUGCUGUUAAAAAAAAGAAUCCAAAAUACAAAAUGGAGAACAGAAUCUUGUUUCUUUUCAAAAUUGUUAAACUUGUAAAAGCCAUACACAUUGUAUGAACGACGAUUUGAGUGUAAGUAAGGUUUAAAGAAAUAGUAACCAUCACAUAUUUAGUCCUUCAAUUGUUUAUGUUCUUGGCUUAACACUCCCUUUUUUUCUUCUCUUUAUCAACACCUGACGGUAACCCAGUGCAUUGAAAAUAAAUGUUUUGUCGGAA
Molecule: messenger RNA, 3902 nt
Organism: Ylistrum balloti
Lineage: Eukaryota; Metazoa; Mollusca; Bivalvia; Pectinida; Pectinidae
Product: 14-3-3-like protein
Exons: 5
Coding region: 62-898 (278 amino acids)
Biological process (GO): signal transduction
Cellular component (GO): cytoplasm
Source: RefSeq, a predicted model, not a curated record